GGGAACCAUGGAAUAGAAGGAAAUUAAUUUAAGUUUUCCAGACUGAGUGCGACUUAAAGAAAGGAAAUGUUGAGUAAUCGUUAAGUCGUAGUGACUCGUUUGUACAUGGGGAACACAGAGAAAUAGGGUGUUUUUGUGACAGCAAUAUUUUUAAGGGAAGAGGUAGGCGUAGGCGUAUUAUUUUCCAGUUAAGUGAAACUGUGUUAGGCGUGUUGUUUGAUUUGUUAUUUGCCUUACGUGUUUUUGUUAAUCAAUUUAAAAUAAGCCUACCUGAAAGGCAACACCUGCCACUUUGCAAUGAUAAAACAGGAGGUCAUACAAUCAGGGUUGAGAAUGGCAAGAAUUUCUUGUGGAUGGAUACUGCUAUAUCUAGUUUUGGUUGCGUCUAUAUCAUUUUGUUCGAGUUCAUCAGCUCAAGAGGAUGGGAAGAAGACGGAGACCCAAGGCGUGCUGCGAACUUUCAGAGAAGUUCUAUCGGACCUUUCCGUGGACGCGCGUGGUUACCUGGUGUCCUUUGUCGGGGAACGGGCUGUGGAUACCUCACUUCAGAGUAUUAGAAGUGCUGUCAAGUCGCUAUCAGAGGGUACAGCCAGCUGUCUGAAUAUUGUCUUUCAAUACAUCACAGAGCUGUUGAGCGCCACAGGAACCAAAGUUCAGCUACCCUUCAACAAAGUCACUCCAGAUGGAGUGCUCCUUGUCUCUCAGUGGGCUCUCCUGGCUGUGAUUGGCUACUGGAUGGUGUCCUUGCUCUUACGAUUGGUAGCUGGUCUAGUGAGGCGGGUCCUCUGGCUCCUGAAGCUAGGUGGAGCCUUGGUGCUGUUUGGGCUGAUCCUGAGUGAUACGGAUGCCAGUAUGGAGACUACGGCGUUGAGGCUGGGAGGUCUGGUAAUUGCCUGUGUGCUCCUGGGUGUGGGACCCCGUAGCGGAGCGCAGGAUCACACUAGCCACCUGGAGGAGCAGGUGAGACGCCUGGAGAAGCGGCUCCGAGAGAUGGAAAGCAGAAGAAAAAAGGAGUGAGUUUUGGAGUGAGAGUGAAGAAUGUUUAUAAAACUAAGGGAAUUGUAUGGUAAGAUAUGUUUUGAACUGUUGUCCAGAGCCAUUGCACAUUAAGCUGCUCUCUACACACUGCUCUAUGUCAAGAACAGCCGGGACCAUCUUUUACAUCAUUUCUAAUAAAGUAUUUUCAUCAUUUGUA
This is a messenger RNA of Alosa alosa (allis shad), 1195 nucleotides long. RefSeq names its product transmembrane protein 109 (gene tmem109). Bases 298 to 1017 code for a protein of 239 amino acids. The record is from RefSeq and is a predicted model, not a curated record. Lineage: Eukaryota; Metazoa; Chordata; Actinopteri; Clupeiformes; Clupeidae. The transcript has 3 exons. Gene Ontology annotation, biological process: cellular response to gamma radiation; intrinsic apoptotic signaling pathway in response to DNA damage by p53 class mediator.